AUGGCGAUGGACACUAUGGCAGUUGAACUGCCAGACUUAUCCACACACACGCCACAGGUGCCCGUUGAAGAAACUGCAGAAGAAAAAUAUGAACGUCUGCUCCGUCGCGCACGCACAGAAGACUUAAGCGAGAUCUCCGGCAUCGGGUGCUUGUACCAGAGCGGAGUGGACAGACUCGGCCGCCCCGUAGUCGUGUUCAUUGGGAAGUGGUUUCCUAUUGGAGAUAUUGAUUUAGACAAGGCUCUCCUAUACCUCAUCAAGUUGCUGGACCCGAUCGUUCGCGGCGACUACGUGAUCGCGUACUUCCACACGCUGGCCUCGUCCAACAACCACCCGCCCUUCUCCUGGCUCAAGGAGGCUUACACCGUGCUGCCUUACAAAUAUAAGAAGAACCUGAAAGCAUUCUAUAUCGUACACCCCACAUUUUGGACAAAGAUGAUGACGUGGUGGUUCACGACGUUCAUGGCGCCGGCGAUCAAGGCCAAGGUGCACAACCUGCCCGGCGUCGAGUACCUCUACUCGGUCAUGGCGCGGGACCAGCUCGAGGUACCCGCCUUCGUCACCGAGUAUGAUAUGACGAUAAACGGUCUGCACUACUUUCAACCAGACACGAGCAACACGUAA
Molecule: messenger RNA, 624 nt
Organism: Arctia plantaginis
Lineage: Eukaryota; Metazoa; Arthropoda; Insecta; Lepidoptera; Erebidae
Source: the annotation of a GenBank genome assembly